Rhipicephalus sanguineus (brown dog tick) is the source of this 673-nucleotide messenger RNA. Its product is annotated as ATP-binding cassette sub-family A member 2-like. The transcript is spliced from 3 exons. The coding region runs from base 16 to 657 and encodes 213 amino acids. The record is from RefSeq and is a predicted model, not a curated record. Gene Ontology annotation, molecular function: lipid carrier activity; ABC-type transporter activity. Lineage: Eukaryota; Metazoa; Arthropoda; Arachnida; Ixodida; Ixodidae. Gene Ontology annotation, cellular component: membrane; intracellular membrane-bounded organelle. Gene Ontology annotation, biological process: lipid transport; transmembrane transport.
GUGUCGAGGCUGAACAUGGCCGUGGCGCGGAUCACGUCGUCCAUUGCGGACGGCGAGCAGCAACCGCCGGUCUACUUUCAGACUCGUCGGUUUCCUUCGCCCAAGGGCUUCGACAGCUCCAGGAGCGCGCGCAAGAUUACGGACGUGAGCGUCAUCUACGGCUUCAUCGUCCUCGCACCCGUCGCCGUCAAGCGCAUUGCGGAUGAGAAAUCAGUCGGAAUGAAGGAGCUCCUGCGCAUCGCUGGUAUCUCCGACGCCGUGUACUGGCUGUCCGCCUUUUUGAGCAGCCUGAUGGUGAUGUCGCUGGAGACGGUCCUCAUCACCUCGUUCCUGACGUUCCCCAUCUUCUGCGAGCCGGCAAUACUGCCUCAGAGCGACAUCAGCCUCGUGCUGUUCAUGCUCAUGUUGUACGCUGUCUACUGCGACCUGUUCUGCCUGCUGAUCAGCUGCGUCGUCAAGACCCCGGUGUACGCUGUGUUCGCCACCGUGUGCCUCUGGAUGCUGACGUACGAGGUGCCCAUCUUCUUCAUGGACUUGCCCGGCUCCGUCGAGUACGCCGACCUCUCGCUCGGCCAGAAGGUCUCCACAUCCAUAUUUCCCAACAUGGCCCUCCACUGGAUUGUCCGCAUCAUCAGCGCGCACGAGGAAAACAGUUGAGUGUCUCGGUUGAGCA